CAAGCACCACACUAUGGACGACAAGAAGGACGAGGUGAUAGCCGGAUACGAGAGGAAAUCCACGGAGCUUAUGGAGUAUCUAAAUAAGCUGGAGGUGGCCUACGAGAAGCUCAAGCAGGAAGGGAUAGACAAGGAGAAUUUGCUCAAUGGCCACAAGUCAGACCUCCGGGACCAACUGGAUGCCGCAAACCAGACGAUCAAGAGGCUAGAGCUCGAGAAGGCCGUGGUGAUCAAAGAGAGGGAUUUUUGGCAGAGGUUUUCGGGAGCUCCACGAACUUCUACCCGGCCGGCUUGCACUUGCAAACAACCUACGUGCUGCUUACAGAUACAUUGAGAAGCUGUUCUUGGGCUUGGAUGGUAAACUUCUUCCAGCAACAGGUUUCUGGAUAUCGGUUUUAGAUCGAACCACAGGCCACGGGGAAAUGGUUUGCAAUACAACAGGAAAAAUGGUGCUCAGAACUAGAUUCCUCGGGCUUCGGUGAAUCACGGAUGGUUUCUUCUUCCAACAACAUAGGUUUUAGAUCAAACUACAGGAAAAUGGUUUGCGGGAAAAAUGGUUCUCAGGACUAAGUAGAUAUUGCAGGGAAAAUGAUCUACAGACUUCUUUAGAUGGCUCCUCCAAGAUUUUCACGGGAAGGGUUUAGGGUUUUGGAGCUCAGAGUUUGACAACAAUGGCCAGCACCAGCAAGGCCGAUCUGAUACUCAAGAAGCGCGCGCUGGCAGCGGCAGCAUUUCAAAGGGUACCACCAGUCCGCAUUCCUGAUCUGCUGCAGUCCCAAGUCGAGAGACUCUUGCGAGAGCAUCCGGAGGUUGAUAUAGACAAGUCGAUCACUCGCAUGGAGGCAGUCAAGUCGUUCUGGGCCGACGAGGAGCUGGCUUGCUCGAGGCAGCUAAGAACUCUCAACCCCGGUGCACAGAAAGAGAAAGUCAAGUCCUGGAUUCUGGCAACGGAGCAAGGCCCUGUCAAGUAUCUUAUGGAUGAUGCAGUUGCCUUUGCCGCAAGAAGCAUGCCAUCGACUUAUGCUGCACUUUAUCGUGUGCUUUCCGAGGUGAAACGACGAAUUCCAGACUUUCGACCUCGGCAGGUUCUUGAUUUCGGGAGUGGACCUGGAACGAGCCUCUGGGCAAUUCGAGAGUUAUGGCCGGAACAGAUGAAGACAGCUUUUCUCAUUGAAACUUCUGCAGCUAUGACAAGUGUAUGUAAAUCUCUUGCCGAAGGGGUCGAAACCAUGCCGCUGCUGAAAUAUCGAACUGUCCUCCCAAAUGCAGGACGGAGUCCAAGGAGGGACGAGAAGACGAACGACCUUGUUAUAUGCUCAUUUGCUAUGAACGAGGUGCCUUCGAUGGCUCAUAGGAUGGCCGUGGUAAAUUAUCUGUGGACACUUACUCACAACAUGCUGGUGAUCAUCGAGCCGGGGACCUUGCAUGGAUCCGCACUUGUGCGAAGGUUGCGCGACCGCGUCAUGACAACCGAGAACCACAGAGUGCGUGGUCAGUAUAGAGGCUUAUACUUGCCGGCGUCGGACCCCAAAGCUCACAGCGAUCUCGGUGCGCAUGUCGUUGCGCCGUGCGCGCACGACGGUACUUGCCCGAUGAGUAGGAAUGUGAAUGGAGGGAUUUGCGGCCUCAUCCAAGCUAUCCAAGCACAGGAGGCCAAAAAGCUUGACAAGGUGUCAUUCUCGUUCGUUGUGAUGCGUCGAGGCUUCAGAAAAUGGGGAGCUUGGCCUCUGGAUAGAUACAAAGAAGGAGCUCCUGUUGUAGAACCAUCACAGGAAGACAAGGUGGCAAAUCUCCAAGGCGGAUGGAUGAGAAUCGUGAGGCCUCCCACAAAGCUGGGCAAUGGAAUCACGGUCCCGGUCUGCGUUCCUACGGGAAGAAACGCCACCGACGCGAGCUUGGAAGACAUCAAAGUCACCAAAGACAACAUCGCAAUGUACUCACUGGCGAGCGAAGCCGAGAUGGGAGACCUGUGGCCGAGAUAAGCAAAGCUCUUAUAUUCUACGCGAACGAGAAGUAAGAAACUUUCUACUUCACUCUCUCACUCAUGCUCUUCAUUCACGAUCUACUUUGUCUUUGAUAUCCAGCCGCAAUCUAUAUCUCGUCUGGAGCUCGUCCACUUCCUUGGAGCUGGGAGUGAAAACCCAGCGCUUGAACUUCCGGAUCGAGUUUUGGAUCUGGGAGGGGCAGAGAAAAAUCCGGAAGAAACCAUCAUCGGCAGCAAAGAAUGUGGCAAAGAAGAAGCUCGCAGUCGCUGCUUACCCCGGA
Molecule: messenger RNA, 2265 nt
Organism: Selaginella moellendorffii
Lineage: Eukaryota; Viridiplantae; Streptophyta; Lycopodiopsida; Selaginellales; Selaginellaceae
Product: methyltransferase-like protein 17, mitochondrial
Exons: 13
Coding region: 672-1982 (436 amino acids)
Biological process (GO): translation
Cellular component (GO): mitochondrial small ribosomal subunit
Molecular function (GO): structural constituent of ribosome; methyltransferase activity
Source: RefSeq, a predicted model, not a curated record